GCUAGUUUCCGGUCAGGUUCACAACUGCAGCUGUUUGUUGAUGGUCGCAUAGCUAGCUAGCCAGUCUCUACUGCUAUGUCAAUAUUUUUGAUUUAGCUAGCUAAAGCAAACCAUUUUUACGAAGAAAAUGAGUUCCGAAGGGAAUCGACACGGGACAAAAAGACCUGGCUCUCCAAAUGAAGAUGGACCUACUCCAUGGGCAGCUGCAGAUCUGGGGGACAACGAGAGAAAGCAGAAGUUUUUGCGGUUGAUGGGUGCAGGGAAGAAAGAACACACUGGACGUCUAGUCAUUGGAGAUCACAAAUCAACAUCCCAUGUCCGCAGUGGGGCGGAGGACCGGAGGAUGAACUCUGAGCUGGAGCUGCAGUACCAGCAGGGGCUGGACGGGAAGCUGUCGGGCAGGAACAGGAGACACGUUGGACUGGGCUUUAGCGAGCCUGACCCAGCCCCACCUCCACCACCCGUAGAGGGCCAAAGCAAGGCAGAGCAACCAGCCAGUCCCAAAGCCCCAGACAGCCCCUCAGAACCCCAGGGCUCACCAGACAAACCCCCCUCACCAAGCCCAGAGGACAGGAGGACAGAGGACAGGAGGACAGACAAGAAUGAGGACAAGAAACACACCUUCAAAAUGGCCUUUGUGAAGUCGUCCUAAGACUGGGAGAAAAACAGAAAGUCACCUUUUUCUAAAAUCGAACCACAGAUUUGUACAUAAGUUGUUAUUUUGUGUCUCUGCAGUACUCCCAAGGUGAUACAUGGUAACUUUGUGGUUUAAGAUGUAUUUUAUGUUUCAAUGCUGAGCAGCAAAGCAGCAGUGUACUGCUGAAGGAGGUAACAAUCAUUGAUUGAGCCCGACUUCCCCUGUUGUUUCCUUGUCGAUUUUUGUUAGGAAUUCCUAACUGGAAGAGGGACUGUUGGAAUGGUUCUGUGUUAAAUGGGACUAUAGAUAUUCUACUGUCCAGUUGAAUGUCUCAUGAGUUAUAAAAUGUACUUAAACUACAAAUUAAAUAUCAAUAAACUGAAGAACCACA
Coregonus clupeaformis (lake whitefish) is the source of this 1028-nucleotide messenger RNA. RefSeq names its product small acidic protein-like. The transcript is spliced from 5 exons. Lineage: Eukaryota; Metazoa; Chordata; Actinopteri; Salmoniformes; Salmonidae. The coding region runs from base 128 to 652 and encodes 174 amino acids. The record is from RefSeq and is a predicted model, not a curated record.